GUUGGCAGUAGUAGUAUCUCGCACUCACACCUCACUCCAACUACUACUCUGUUCCCCGAGGGCGCACCGAAGGAAACCCUAGCCGCUGCUCCCCGAAGCCAUGGCGGAGGCGGCGGGGGGCCAGCCGGAGUUCGUGGAGGUGCGGUGCGCGGGGUGCGGGGAGACGCUGGAGGUGGAGCCGGGCCUCACCGAGUUCGCCUGCCCGGACUGCGGGACCCACCAGGCGCUCCCGCCCGAGCUCAUGCCUCCGCCGCCGCCGCGCCCGCGGCGGGCUCUGCCCAUCCCCGGACGGGGGCCUCCUCCCGCCGCGGUGUUGCACGCUCCCGUGCCGGUCCCCGUGCAGGUUCCCGCGCCCGCGCGCAUGCCGUGCGGUGGCUGCUGCGCUCUGCUGAGUGUGCCGGCGGGGCUCGUGCGCUUCGCCUGCCCGGUCUGCGCCGCCGAGCUCGUCGUCGACGGCGGGCGCCUCCGCCUCUACUUCGCUUCCCCUGCCGCCCCCACGGUCUCCGUCGUGGCGCCGCCCCCAGCUGGCGUCACGCUCACGGCGUCUUCCCUGCGCCAUCGGCCGGAGCAGUCACAAAUAGAAAGACACCAUCCAAUUCGUUCAGAGCAGAUACCAGCACAAUGCUCCAUUCGUUCAGUUCCAAGAGAGGAGACAUUCAGUUCUUUCAGAAACGACUCCCCAGCAGCAGUCCAACACACAUUGGCACGAAAGGAGCCUGUUAACCAUUCAAUUCAUAGGGGGGAAUCAUGCAAUGAGACACUUGAUAAAACCACUGCAAGGUCUAGUUCAAGGAAGGCUAGAUUGCAGGCAGGUGUUGAAUCUAUAUAUAUUGAAAAACUACAACCAGAGCGUCCUAUUCAGGAAAGCACACCACAGGCACAAGCUUGCCCUCCGAGUAAUUCAGUUCGUGGGGACCACGCACAAGGGCAGCAACCUCUUGUUGACAUUUCAAGUCGUGAACAGCGGGCAAAAAAUGUCUCAAGUACUAUGGAGCGGGAAAAAGCAGAGCCCCUCAAUCAAGCUAGUGAACUGAAAAAAGCACAAGCUGGUAAGACGAUUGGAUGCCCGAAGAGAAAAAGGAGCAGCAAGAAUGCUGGUGAGAAUAAGAGGAAAAAUAAGGGCUUUCCGAGUUCUCCAAAUGAAGGACUCUAUCUUAGGCGUAGCAAGCGCUUGACGAAACAACCAGAACAACCAAUAAAUGAUGAUCCAGUCCAGCAGCCAGCUGCUUCUCCAAACCAAUAUAAUUCUGAUCCUCCAGACAUUGACCGACUCAUUGCCAAUUUGUGUCCCAGUCCAUCACCUCAGUGCCAAAUGCCUCAAGCAUGCUCAAGUGAGUCAGGCAAUGCUGAUGCAUCUGUUUUACCAGCAUCUUCAAAUCGUGAGAUGCCUCAAGCCGAGCAAUCCCCGCACCGCUACAAUCAACUGUGCCCUCCAGAGGUCAGGGGUACACACCAGCUUGAUAAAAGUGGUGAGCAGGUGCAGCCACAGUCACCAGAGCAGGUUACGCAUGCGCAACAGCAGGACGCAUAUAGCUAUCAUCCCGUAUUAAGAAAAUAUAGUCGUAAAUCAUCAGGUAGGGGCAGGGGACGCCGUCCUAGAGGACUGAUUGAACCACGCAGGGAAUAUGACAGGCCUGUCUUGACACCAAAUAAUAUCGAUAACUGGGAUGUCAACCCACUUUGUCCCAAGGUGUCCUCUACCAUCACUGCUCUUUUGAAGCAGAAGUACCCUGGAUCAACCUAUUUGCCGGUUGGUGAGCAUGGUGAUGUUCCAGCUAAUGAGGAAUUGGUUUACCGCUGGAAACAUUAUCCUGCAGAGACGAGGGCUGCUAUUUUGAAUGAAUUUCUUCAAAGGUACAAGUGGGCCCCUGGCCGUGAGGCCGAGUGCCUGAAGAUAUUUCAGCGCAGAGCAGUAAAACAGUUUACUGGCCUCCUGUGCGAAGAGAAGCGAAGGGUUAGAGCAGAAUUGGCUGCAGUACAAAAAGCCAAAAAAGCUUCAGGUUCUCGUAGCUCCAAUAGUCAUGCAGAGUCAGAGGAGGAAGAUGCUACAGAAGAGCCAAAGGACAAUCAGACAGAAAAGGUAAAUGAGGACGAGGACCCUUUACUGUGGAAACCCUUCCCCCCUGCAUGGAUGCAUCCGAAUUGGUGGGAGAGAUUGUGUGAAUAUUGGGCCAAAGAAGAAGUCUUGCAGAUGUCUCUGAAGUAUAGGAAGAAUCGGUUUGUUGGAGGUCGUGCUCAUCACACAUCAGGUUCUCGGAGCUUUGCCAUGCAACGGCAGCUUAUGGUCAUAGAGAAUGGUGGGAAGCCAGUGUCAGAACUUGAGAUAUUCAACAAGACCCAUAAGUUUAAUGGUGGCACAGGAGAAUUUGUCAGUGAGAAAGCGAAACGGAUUGUGGAGGGUUUCAAGAAGCGAAUGGAGGAGGCUGGUGAUAAACCUGCAGAUCCCGAUGCUGCAUGGAUACAGCAGGUGGGGGGCCGGAACCGUGGGAGGUACUAUGGACUCACUGGCACCAUCGACAAGGCCAAAAUCGCGGAGAUAGCAAAGUCCAUCCCUGGUAAAAGGGGUCAGCAGAAGUUCUCGCAGGAGGAGGUCCAACAGAUGAUCAAUCAUGCUCUGCAAGGUUUAAAUCAAUCCUGGGAGGAGAAGUUUAAAUCCCUGGAGCAAAGUGUGCGUGGUGCGCCAUUGUUAGGUGUUGAUCAUGAGGUACACAUAAAAACUACUUCCUCCGUUUCACAAUCAUGCCCCUGGGUCUUCGGCAGCUGGAGGAGAUGUUCAACAGGACCAGUCAAAACAUCAGGACGAAUCAGACAAACAGCAUGUUGAAAGGCGUCAAUCUGCGAGACACCACGACGACGAUGACGACGACGAUGACGAAGAUUAUGAGGUUGAGGAGGAGGAAGUGGUGUCUACAAGCGAUUGAUCUGCCUCGCCGCGUAGAAUUUUGGCCAUGUAAUAUAUAAACCUGCGUCUAAUGCUGUUUCCCUGUCCCUGGUCUUUUGGAGAGAUGCUGAAAUGCACUGCCAGCAGUGGUAUUUCCCGCUGCUACGCUGACUCCGAUCGAUAGUGAAACUCAUCUCUUGGCUCUUGACCCAGAUGGCCAGAAUAGCUUCAUCUCUUCACGUUUUGUUUAUUACUCUCUUUGUUCCAAAAUUAGAAACCUAAUACCGGAUUAGACAUUUCAUACCACGAUGAAUCUGGUAAAUAUCUCUAUCCGGAUUCGUAAUGCUAUAAAAUGUCUAAUCCAGUACUAGAUUCUUACAUUUUAAGAUGAAAGGAGUAUCUAUCUUCUCUGUUCA
Oryza sativa Japonica Group (Japanese rice) is the source of this 3297-nucleotide messenger RNA. RefSeq lists its product as uncharacterized. Lineage: Eukaryota; Viridiplantae; Streptophyta; Magnoliopsida; Poales; Poaceae. The record is from RefSeq and is a predicted model, not a curated record.